GCCCGGCUGCCUGGCCCCUCACCUUCCUCACGCAGACUCGGGAUGCCGAGUCCGGUGCCCGUGCCCUCCCUGGGAGGUGUGAGGUCCGCUCCCCUGCUCCCCGCCGCGAGGACACCGGGGUGUCCAAUGGAGCAAGCCAAGCCUGAACUCUGAGAGCCCCAAAGCUCAGGGGGCAUUGCAUUCCCGAUUUCUCCGACAUUCAGGGAGGCGGUCGGAGCGGGGAAGUAAUUUGUCCAAAGUCACGAGGAUUAUUGGUCACAGAGUGUAGGUCGCAAAGCUGGAAGGGCCGCAGGAAACCCAGCUCUCAAGUCCAGGGGAGAGCUGGGUGGUGCGCGGCCGGGGCUGGCCCCCAGGCCCGGAUGCUGGGCUCCGACCUUCCUGCAGUAUAGCGGUUUGAGAAGAAGCUGCCCGAGCUGACGCCGGUGAGGCGGCCGAGAUGGCAGAGCCCUACGUGAAGAAGCUGUCCACCAUCCUGCUGGAGGCCAUCACCGACAAGGACCCUCUGGUGCAGGAGCAGGUCUGUGGCGCCCUGUGUGCCCUCGGAGAGGCGCAGCCAGCGGAGGUGCUCCGAGCCUGUGAGGAGUACCUGUGGCAGCACGAGAAGUUGGCACAUCCUUACCGGACGAUGAUCCUGAGGGCCAUGGAGACGGUCGUGAGCAGUCACAUCAGUGACCUGGACAAGGACAUGGCCAGGGCUGUCAUCUUCCUGGCCUCCAGCGAGAUGACCAGGGUGAAGGACUUGGUGUGUGACUGGCAGCAGGCUGCCAGCAACGUCCUGGUGGCUGUUGGGAAGCAGUUCAUCGGCCUGGUGAUGGAGGAGGUGCUGAGCAAGUUCCAGCCUGGGGCCCUGCCGCACUACUUCGUCGUGCAGACCCUCGCCAACCUGGCGGCUUCCAACGUGUUCGGCAUGGUGCCCUUCCUGACGUCCAUCCUGAGCACCAUGCUCCCCAUGCUGGGCAUGGCCAAGCACGAUACGAUGAGGGUGGCGUUUUGCUGUGCCCUGCAGCACUUCAGCGAGAGCACCCUGGAGUACGUGGCCAACCUGGACCAAGCCCCAGACCCCACGGUCAGGAAGGACACCUUUGCCACUGACAUCUUCAGUGCCUACGACAUCCUCUUUAACCACUGGCUACAGAGCCGUGAGGCCAAGCUCCGGCUCGCCGUGGUGGAGGCUCUGGGGCCCAUGAGCCACCUGCUGCCCGGUGAGAAGCUGGAGGAGCAGCUCCCCAAGCUGCUGCCGGGGGUCCUGGCCCUCUACAGGAAGCACGCCGAGACCUUCCACGUGUCCAAGAGCCUGGGCCAGAUCCUUGAGGCUGCGGUGAGCGUGGGCAGCCGCACGCUGGAGGCCCAGCUGGACGCGCUCCUGGCUGCUCUACACGCUCAGAUCUGUGUGCCCGUGGAGUCGUCCAGCCCUCUGGUGGUGAGCAACCGAAAGGAGGUGUUACGCUGCUUCACUGUGCUGGCGUGCUGUUCGCCUGACCGCCUGCUGGCCUUCCUGCUGCCCAAGCUCGAUGCCAACAACGAGAGGACCCGCGUGGGCACCCUGCAGGUCGUGAGGCACGUCAUCAACUCAGCUGCUUCUCAGAUGGAAGUGAAGAAGCCCUUUAUUCUCUCCUCCAUGAGGCUUCCUCUUCUGGACACCAACAGCAAGGUGAAGCGGGCAGUGGUGCAGGUGAUCAGUGCCAUGGCACACCACGGCUACCUGGAACAGCCUGGAGGAGAGGCCAUGGUCGCGUACAUCGUGCAGCAGUGCGCGCUGCCCCCCGAGGCCGAGGCCCUCCCAUUUCUACGCAUGUCAGUGUUGCCGAAGCCCGUGGCUGGCAGGGAACGUGCAAGGUUUCCUCUAUUCUGGGGACGAGAGCUCAGCCAGCCUCAGAAGCCGGGUCCCGACAGCGAGGACCCCGCCACGGACAGUGUGCGGGACGUCAGCAUCAGCACCCUCUACCUGGUCAGCACCACCGUGGACAGGAUGAGCCACGUCCUCUGGCCGCACCUGCUCGAGUUUCUCACCCCCGUGCGAUUCACCGGGGCGCUGACCCCGCUCUGCAGGAGCCUCGUGCACCUGGCCCAGAAGAGGGAGGAGGUGGGGGUCGAUGCCUUCCUCAUCCAGUACGACAGCAACGUGACCCUCCCUUCACCCUACGCCAUCACCACGAGACUCCUGACCGUGUCUUCCAACCCCUACCUGGGGGACGGCCGCGGGGCCGCCUCGCUGCGUCUCUUGAGCGUCCUGCAUCGUAACAUCCACCCUCUGCUGGGUCAGCGGUGGGCCACCACCGUCCCCCUGCUGCUGGAACACCUGGAUGAACAUACUGAAGAGACCCUGUCCCAGAAGGAGUGGGAGGAAAGGCUGCUGGCGUUCCUUCGGGACACUCUGGCUGUCGUGUCUGACAACACGUGGAUUUGCCAGCUGAGCCUAGAGAUGUGCAGACAGCUGCCCUGCUACAACGGGACGCCCCAGGAGAAGAACUUCCUGUAUAAAUGCAUUGGAACCACGCUGGGUGCCGCUUCGAGCAAGGAGGUGGUGAGGAAGCAUCUGCAAGAGCUUCUGGAGACGGCCAGACACCAGGAGGAGGCCGAGCGCGAGGGCCUCGCCUGUUGCUUUGGGAUCUGUGCCACCUCUCACCUAGAUGAUGUCCUGGCCCAGCUGGAGGACUUCAUGAGGUCAGAUGUGUUCAGAAGAUCCACCGGCAUUUUCAACAUUUUUAAGGACCGAAGUGAGAAUGAGGUGGAAAAGGUGAAGUCAACUCUGAUCCUGUGUUACGGCCACGUGGCAGCACGGGCCCCCCGCGAGCUGGUGCUGGCCAAGGUCGAGUCGGACAUCCUCCGGAACAUAUUCCAGUACUUCAGCACCAAGGUUCUGGGAAUAAAGGUAGAGACCAAGGACCCGGCUCUGAAGCUGUGUCUCAUCCAGAGUGUGUGCAUGGCCAGCCAGGCCAUCUGCAGCAGUGCCCAAGCUGGCUCUUUCCACUUCUCGAGGAAAGCCGAGCUGGUGGCACAGAUGAUGGAGUUCAUCAAGGCAGAGCCCCCAGACUCCCUGAGAACGCCCAUUCGGAAGAAGGCCAUGCUUGCCUGCACUUACCUGGUCUCCCUGGAGCCAGCGCUGGAAGAGCGAGUGCAGGCAGACUUGAUCCGCGGCUGUCUACACAGCGUCAUGGCUGUGCUGCCUGAGCCCGAAGGGGAGGAGGACUGCCAGGAGUCCCUGUACCUGGACACCAUGCACGCCCUUGAGGAUUUGCUGACAAGCCUCCUUCGGCGGAACAUGACCCCGCAGGGCCUGCAGAUCAUGGUGGAGCACCUGAGCCCGUGGAUCAGGUCCCCACGGGGCCACGAGAGGGUGCGGGCGCUGGGCCUGAGCGCCUGCCUGCUGCAGCACUUCCUGGAGCACCUGCACGUCAGCGCCCUGGUGCCCUUCCACAACCUGGGCCUCCUCAUUGGCCUCUUCUCCCCACGGUGCGCGGACUUGUGGCCUGCCACCCGCCAGGAGGCUGUGAGCUGCGUCCACGCCCUGCUGUACCUCCAGCUGGGCUAUGAGGGCUUCUCCCGUGACUACCGGGACAAUGUGGCCGAGCAGCUCCUCGCCCUCAAAGAAGGCCUCGUGCACCCCGACCCCGCCGUCCUCUUCCACACCUGCCACAGCAUAGCCCAGAUUAUUGCCAAGCGCCUCCCGCCAGAGCAACUCAUCAGCCUCCUGCUGACCUUGUUUGAGAGUCUGGGAGACCCGGACAAGAACUGUUCGAGGGCGGCUACCAUCAUGGUCAACUGCCUGCUGAGGGAGCGAGGGAGCAUGCUCCAGGAGAAGGUGCCCGAGAUCGUGAGUGUUCUGCGCUCGAAGCUGCAGGAGACCCGAGAGGAGCACGUCCUGCAGGCCGCACAGCACAGCGUGUACCUCCUGGCGUCCCAGCACUGCGCGGCCGUGGUGUCCAGCCUCCUGGGCGGCCCCCUGCCCUUUGACAGCCACACCUGCACCCUGUGGCGGGCGCUGGCCCUGGAGCCCAGCCUCACCACACAGGUCCUGGGGCUGCUCCUGGAGAAGAUGAGCAGGGACGUCCCGUUCAAGGAGACCCGGGCCUUCCUGCUAAGCAGCUCUCCUGGCCGCGAGGCCACGCUGCUGCCCCUUGCGGCCACGUGUGCCCUGCACGAGGUCCUGAGCGCCCUGGAGUCUGGGCCCGCGGUGCUCGAGCUGUACCCACAGCUGUUUGCCGCGCUCCUGCUGCGGGUCAGCUGCACCCUGGGCGUCCUGCUGCCCCGGAGCCUGCAGGCCAAGGAGAGGAGGAGCGUGGGCUCGGCUGUGGCCCCCAGGAGCCUCGAGCCCUGCAGCUGCGCGGUGGAUGCUCUGCAGGCUAUGCUGCUCCGGGGGGGUAAUGAGGACGUGGUGCGGCGUGUGGAGCUGGAGGGGGGCUGGCAGCUGCUCAGGACCUCGGCAGGACACGAGGAGGGGGUCACCCGGCUGGCCAGCGCCAUGGCCAAGUGUGCAGGCCCCCGGCUGCCCCUGGUGAUGAAGGCGCUCGUGUGCACACAGAGCAGUGUGUAUGAGAUCCAGAGGGUCACCUCCACGGCGUUCCUGGCCGAGCUGCUCAACAGCAACGUGGUGAACGACCUGAUGCUUCUGGAGUCGCUGCUGGACAACCUGGCGGCGCGGCAGAAGGACACGAGUGCCAGCGUGCGGCGGCUGGUGCUGCGAGGCCUGGCCAACAUCGCCUCCAGCUCCCCGGAGAAGGUGCAGGCCCACGGCCCCCAGCUCCUGACAGCCAUGAUCGGCGGGCUGGACGACAGGGACGACCCUCACAGCCUGGUGGCCCUGGAGGCCAUGGUGGGCCUGGCAAGGCUCCUGGAGCUGGUGAAGCGCCAGGACCUGCGCUCCGUGCUGCUGCACGUUGCCAUCCGGAUCCGGCCCUUCUUCGACAGCGAGAAGACGGAGCUCCGCUCUGCGUCCAUCCGCCUCUUCGGGCACCUCAACCAGGUGUGCCACGGGGGCUGUGAAGACGUCUUCCUGGAGCAGGUUGUUGCUGGGCUGGUGCCCCUGCUGCUGCACCUGCAGGAUCCCCAAGCCCCUGUGACCAACGCCUGCAGGUUCGCCCUGCGCCUGUGCGGCCCCAACCUGCAGCAUGACGAGCUGGCGGCCGUCUUCCAGAAGCACCUACAGGAGGGCCGGGGCCUGCACUUCGGGGAGUUCCUCAACGCCACCUGCAAGCUCCUGAUGUACCACUUCCCGGAACUGCUGGGCCGCCUGGCGGCCACCAGCCUCUUCUACUUCAAGAGCAGCUGGGAGGACGUCCGUGCUGCCGCCCCCAUGCUCAUGGGGUUCCUGGUGCUGCACGCGGAGCCGGAGCACCAGCCACAGGUGGACCUGGAGCAGAUCACGGCAGUGGCUCCCCGUCCCCCAGCGCUGCAGCUCCUGCUCAAGGACCCAGCCCCCCUGGUGCGCGCGAAGGCUGCCGAGACCCUGGGGCGCCUGGUCAAGUUCGCCUGAGGCUCCCGCAGCAGUGCCAGCCCGGGUCUGCGCCUGAACCCCCACGAUGGGGCCCUGAGGAGCUCCCUGCUACCAAGGGUCCAACCCCUGCCAUUCCAGACAAGGCCCCUGGAGGCCGGGAGGGCAGGCAAGCUGCUGUAACCCCUGGUUUCUAAUAAAGCCAUCCGCUCCUCAGCA
Molecule: messenger RNA, 5650 nt
Organism: Acinonyx jubatus (cheetah)
Lineage: Eukaryota; Metazoa; Chordata; Mammalia; Carnivora; Felidae
Gene: MROH1
Product: maestro heat like repeat family member 1
Exons: 44
Coding region: 437-5473 (1678 amino acids)
Cellular component (GO): cytoplasm
Molecular function (GO): protein binding
Source: RefSeq, a predicted model, not a curated record